CACUUUUGACGCACCUGGCAUGUGCCAACGAUAAACACGAUGCCCUAGUUCCAUAAUAUUUAAUUUUCCUCUCUCUCUCACUGUCUCACAUCACUUUAUUAUAUAUUCAUACACUCACCCACCAAUAUAGUGAAAUAACACUUGAGACUACACAAAUCAACAAGAUAAGAUGGCUCAGAACGAUACAGUGAAGCUGAUAGGUUCUUGGUCGAGUCCUUUUGCCCUUAGGGCUCGAGUGGCUCUACACUUGAAAUCUGUCAAGUACGAGUACUUGGACGAACCAGAUGUUCUCAAAUCAAAGAGCGAACUCCUUCUCAAGUCAAAUCCCAUAUUCAAGAAAGUCCCUGUUCUCAUCCAUGGCGAUGUUUCCAUCUGUGAGUCACUCAACAUCGUUCAGUACGUCGAUGAAGCUUGGUCCUCCGGUCCUUCCAUCCUUCCUUCUCAUCCGUACGAUCGUGCCAACGCUCGGUUCUGGGCUCUGUAUGUCGACGACAAGAUGUUUGCAUCGUUUGAUGCGGUGGGCGGAGCAAAAGACGACGAAGGGAGGAUGGCGGCGGCGGGAAAGCUGAUGGAGUGUUUGGCAACACUUGAAGAGGCGUUUCAGAAGAGCAGCAAAGGAUUAGGGUUCUUCGGAGGAGAAAACAUCGGCUUCCUCGACCUUGCUUGUGGGACCAUUUUGGGUCCAGUCUCUGUGAUCGAGGCGUUUUCCGGCAUCAAGUUUCUCCGGCAAGAAACAACACCUGGCUUGGUCCAAUGGGCCGAAAAGUUUAGGGCCCAUGAAGCUGUCAAGCCUUACAUGCCUACCGUCGAAGAGUUCAUUGCAUUCGCAAAGAAGAAGUUUAAUGUUGAGUGAUUUGCUUCUUGUAUAAGCAAUGUGUGGAAAAAGGAUGCGUGAAUGAAUGAUGUUUAUCGUCUUUGAUAUUUUUUUUUAAAAAAAGUUCUCUCUCCCAGUAAAAUCAUAUGCCACUUGAGUAUUCCUGCUUCCUUUUAUCUCGUGUGAUUUAAUUUUUUUUGCUAUAAAUUAUUAUUGCAAUGUAAAUUUUUGUGAGCAACUUUUUUCUUUUCUUUUCAAGUUAACAACGAUCUCAACAAAAUAAUCCAA
Messenger RNA from Thlaspi arvense, 1102 nucleotides. Lineage: Eukaryota; Viridiplantae; Streptophyta; Magnoliopsida; Brassicales; Brassicaceae. The record is from the annotation of a GenBank genome assembly.